AUGUCGGCUUCCACCCGCCCAGCCACACGCCCGCGCCGCAUCGACGACGCCCUCUCCCAACUAGUCGACUCGCUGACCCCCGCGCUCCCGCUCUCCGCCAUCCCCCAAGACCACGAUUACUCUGACGACGAAGAAGCCCUCGCCGCUGCUGAGGAAGACCGCCACCAUGCCCAGCUCGACCGCGUCUGGCGCAUCAUCGACGCGCACUCCGCCAACGCCGCAGGCCCGGGCUCUCCGGCCGGCCGGCGCGGCAGCUUCGUCGGCGAGAGCGUCAACAACGCGCCAGAUCUGAUCAAGCGUAAGCUACGGCGUGAGAACGCCAGUCCGGACAAGGUGGUGCGGUUCUCGAACCUGUAUACGCGCCUGCUCACGCAGCCCGUGCUCUCACAGAAAUGGGGUAUCUUGUACCUGCUCUACAAGCUGGGCGAGACCGGAGCCGGGGUCGAGGACGGCGAGCCCGUCGAGCGCAGCCGUAGUCCACUCAUGGACGACGGUAACCUGCACAAUAUGCUUGGUCGGCGUGCGGGGCGGCCGCGCCGUGGGACGAUCGUUGAGUCGGAGGACGAUGAAGGUCCUGCCGUGAGCUCGUCUGCGUCGCAGCAGCCGCGUAUGUCGCGCGAACUGAAGGCAGAGCGCCCGAGUUCGCUGCGCAGGGAUUGGGAGGGGUCUACGGAGCGGGCAAGCGCGAGCCGGGCUAGUCACCACGAGGCCCGGGAUGAGGGCGAAGAUAUAGCGUCGCCGACUGAGACGCCCGGCAGCGCUGCUCGCUCGGCGGAACUUGUUGAGUAUAGGCUUUUGCGGGAUCUCCCGUUUAAUUUGCAGGGAUUGUCGUCGACAAAUUUGCAGUUCCAGUCGUCGUCAGUGUUGAAGUUGCCGCCGAAUCUGCCAGCGCCGAUUGUCUCGCUCCUGAAUGCCCUGGCAGAGCCGUGUUUGCUUUAUAAGGAGCUUGCUGGGUUUGUGGAGGGAGUAGAGGGAGGACUGGUGAGUCAGAGUUUGAGGGCUGCCAUUGCGAAUGAGUUGCGCUCGUAUUUGGCCUUGGUUGCGACGCUGGAGGCGGAGAUUCGGCAGGCCUUGGCUGCCAUUGGGGAUGCGAGUGGGAUGAACGGUGUGAGGAAGGGUGGUGUUACGUUGAAGAGGUGUGUGGUGUGGACGAGAGAUGCGACAAUGGCACUUAGGUUGAUGAGUCUGAUUGUUGAGGAAGCUCGAGAGAAAAAGGGAGGGCAAUUAGUUUCCUUGAUUCACGGCUUCUCAUCGUCCCAUGGUGAUCCGUUCGUCGGCGCCUUUGCGGAGAAGCUUCUUGUCCAUGUUACCCGUCCAUUUUACGACAUGCUCCGAUUAUGGAUCUACGACGGCGAGCUGUCGGAUCCGUAUAAGGAGUUCUUCGUUGCAGAGCCAGAUCACCGGACCAGCACCGACCCCCGGCGUAUUGCGACGAGCGUCUGGGAAGACAAGUAUAAACUGGACGACGACAUGGUGCCUUCAAUUAUCACCCAGGACUUUGCCAAAAAGGUCUUUUUGAUCGGAAAGUCUCUGAAUUUCAUUCGAUAUGGCUGCGGGGAUGCUGCAUGGGUGGAAGCUUAUUCUAAGGAAGCGUCGAAAGAGCUGCGAUAUGGCGACACAGCUACACUGGAGACGUCUAUUGACGAAGCCUAUAAGACUACAAUGGCGCGACUGAUCUAUCUUAUGGACGACAAGUUCAAGCUUUUCGACCACCUACGGGCUUUGAAGAAGUACCUCUUGCUGGGACAAGGUGAUUUCAUCGCUCUACUCAUGGAGUCGCUGGCUUCGAACCUGGACCGCCCCGCAAACUCACAGUACCGCCAUACCCUCACGGCGCAGUUGGAACAUGCCAUCCGCGCUUCCAACGCGCAAUAUGACUCGCCAGACGUGCUCCGCCGGCUGGACGCACGUAUGCUCGAGCUCAGCCACGGCGAGAUUGGCUGGGACUGCUUCACUCUGGAGUACAAGAUCGACGCCCCCGUUGACGUGGUCAUCACUCCCUGGGGGUCAACACAAUACCUGAAGGUAUUCAACUUCCUCUGGCGCGUGAAGCGCGUCGAGUUCGCCCUAAGCAGCACCUGGCGCCGUUGCAUGACCGGCGCACGAGGCGUGCUGGGCAGCGUGGACGACAAGGUAGGGCCAGACUGGAAGCGGGCGCGCUGCGUCAUCGCCGAAAUGAUUCACUUCGUCUGCCAGCUACAGUACUACAUCCUCUUCGAGGUGAUCGAGUCCAGCUGGGACCAGCUGCAGGCCGCAGUCUCGAAACCGGGUUGCACGCUCGACGACCUCAUCGAAGCACACACCAACUACCUCAACUCAAUCACUCACAAGGGCCUGCUGGGCUCGACCUCGACCUCUCGAUAUGGCGUUUCUACCUCCGCCUCCGCCAAGCAGCCUGAGGAAAGUUUCCUCAGCCAGCUUCACCAGAUCCUCAAGAUCAUGCUCGCGUACAAAGAUGCCGUGGACGGCUUGUACUCUUUUUCCGUUGCAGAAUUCACCCGUCGCCAGGAACUGAGUGCAAAGAUCGAGACGCGCACCGCACAGGGCCGCUGGGGCGUCACGGAUCGUGACAUGCAGCCGCGCCGCGCGAAUAGCCGCCCCGGCGCAUCAAUAGCGUCGACACCGGAUGUCCGGCCCGCCAGCGCUGGACCCGACAGCAUCGACACCCCAUUUUCGCUCUCGGCGCAGGACCUGGCCGCGGACGACAACAUGCUGGCGUCGCUGCGGGUACGACUCCGUGAUCUUUCUGCCGAGUUCCGGUCCCGCUUGAAUAUCCUCCUGGGCGAUCUGGCCUACCAGCCUGACGUGGACAUGCGCUUCCUCGGCGUCGUGAUGAACUUCAACGAUGUUUACGAGCCUGCCCGGCGCCGACGGGCGACGGGGCCUAGCUCGCGGGAUAAAGAAAAGGAGAAGGAGAAGGAACGGGCGAAGCGCAAGGCUGCUGCUGCUGCUGCUGCUGGCACUGCUGGCUCGGGUACGGAAUCGAAUAUAUCUCGAGAGAUGCGGCAAGAGCGAAACACUGGUGGUCCCGAGCUUGGGAAUGGUAAUGGGAAUACCUCCGCAACAUAG
Molecule: messenger RNA, 3069 nt
Organism: Penicillium canariense
Lineage: Eukaryota; Fungi; Ascomycota; Eurotiomycetes; Eurotiales; Aspergillaceae
Product: tubulin gamma complex associated family protein
Exons: 2
Coding region: 1-3069 (1022 amino acids)
Biological process (GO): spindle assembly; meiotic cell cycle; microtubule nucleation
Cellular component (GO): spindle pole; equatorial microtubule organizing center; mitotic spindle pole body
Molecular function (GO): microtubule minus-end binding; gamma-tubulin binding
Source: RefSeq, a predicted model, not a curated record